AUGAGUUCCUCCCGCAACGAUGCCGGGCAGCCCAACCGCAAGCCCAACCUCCGAGUAACGAUCAUCGCCGCCGACGGCCUUUACAAGCGAGAUGUUUUCCGGUUUCCGGAUCCCUUCGCCGUCAUUACCGUCAACGGAGACCAGACCAAGACCACGACGGCUCAAAAGCGAACGCUGAACCCAUACUGGAACGAGAGCUUCGAUCUCCAUGUGAAUGAGGACACCAUCCUCGCAGUUCAAGUCUUUGACCAAAAGAAGUUCAAGAAGAAGGAUCAAGGAUUUCUCGGCGUUAUUAACGUUAGAAUUGGCGAUGUUAUCGAACUGGCACCAGACGCUGAUGACCAGAUGCUCACGCGAGACCUGAAGAAAUCGACCGAUAACCUCGUCGUUCACGGCAAACUAAUUAUCAACCUUUCCACGAACCUCUCCACACCUGCGAGGGCUGGAGCGCCUUCAUCCAGCCGUCCCUCUCUUGUCCCGCCUGCACAAGGAUCCAACGUCUCGUCGCUUUCCGCUCCAGCGCAGGAUGGCAGACCGGGAUCCGCCAUGGGCGCUUCAAACGGGACUCCGGCGCCCGGUUCCCAGGUUAACCUGCCACAUCGCCCGGCCAGUAUGACUUCCAGCGGCCCGCCGCCGGCUGCUAACGGGGCUCCUCCUCCGGCGCGACAGUCUAGUGCUCUCAGCCCCUUCGAGGACGCCCAGGGUCGAUUGCCAGCGGGAUGGGAACGUCGGGAGGAUAACCUUGGACGGACGUAUUAUGUCGACCAUAACACGAGAACCACGAGCUGGAACAGACCUACUGCUGCUGGAGCUGUUGAACAGAGGAACGACCGUGAGGCCGCGACCCAAGUGGAGCGCCAGAGACACCAGAACCGAACCCUGCCCGAGGACCGAACCGGUGCGAACUCGCCGACGCUGCAAGCCCAGCAGACGGCAGCCACUCAGAACGCGAACAAUGCUACGAUGAUGCAUACUGGAGCUACUAGUCCUGGCACCGGCGAGCUGCCGCCUGGAUGGGAACAGAGGUGGACACCGGAAGGAAGGCCUUACUUUGUGGACCACAACACCAGGACAACCACGUGGGUGGACCCCCGUCGCCAACAGUACAUCCGUAUGUACGGCGGUCAGAACAACCAGAACGGGACUAUCCAGCAACAGCCCGUAUCCCAAUUGGGACCUUUGCCAAGCGGCUGGGAGAUGCGUCUCACAAACACUGCCAGGGUGUAUUUCGUGGAUCACAACACAAAGACGACGACGUGGGACGACCCCCGUUUGCCGUCGUCCCUGGACCAGAAUGUGCCUCAGUACAAGCGAGACUUCAGGAGGAAGCUCAUUUACUUCCGCUCGCAACCUGCUAUGCGCAUUUUGUCCGGCCAAUGCCAUAUCAAGGUCCGGCGAUCCCACAUUUUCGAGGACUCCUUUGCCGAAAUUACUCGGCAAUCUGCUACUGACUUGAAGAAGCGUUUAAUGAUCAAGUUUGAUGGCGAAGAUGGUUUGGAUUACGGUGGUCUGUCCAGAGAGUUCUUCUUCCUGCUCUCCCACGAAAUGUUCAACCCCUUCUACUGUCUUUUCGAGUACUCCGCCCACGACAACUACACUCUUCAGAUCAACCCCCACUCUGGAAUCAACCCCGAGCAUCUGAACUACUUCAAGUUCAUCGGCCGUGUUGUUGGUUUGGCCAUCUUCCACCGUCGCUUCCUCGAUGCCUUCUUCAUCGGUGCUCUGUACAAGAUGAUUCUCGGCAAGUCGGUCGUACUUGCCGACAUGGAGGGUGUGGAUGCCGACUUCCACCGAUCCCUCCAGUGGAUGUUGGACAACGACAUCUCAGGCGGUAUUCUCGAGCAGACGUUCUCUACGGAAGAUGAGCGCUUCGGCGUUAUGACCGUCGAGGAUCUCAUUCCCAACGGACGCAACAUCGACGUAACGAACGAGAACAAGAAGGAGUACGUUGACCUCAUGGUCAAGUGGAGAAUCGAGAAGCGUAUUGCGGAGCAGUUCCAGGCCUUCAAGGAUGGCUUCCACGAGCUUAUCCCUCAGGACCUGGUCAACGUCUUCGACGAGCGUGAGCUUGAGUUGCUCAUUGGUGGUAUUGCUGAGAUCGAUGUCGACGACUGGAAGAAGCACACCGACUACCGUGGAUACACUGAGUCGGAUGAGGUUAUUCAGUUCUUCUGGCAGACGAUUCGCUCAUGGGAUGGAGAGCAGAAGUCGCGUCUGCUCCAAUUUGCUACCGGUACAUCGCGUAUUCCGGUCAACGGUUUCAAGGAUUUGCAAGGAAGUGACGGACCGAGAAGGUUCACUAUUGAGAAGGCGGGUGAGAUCAACAACCUUCCCAAGGCCCACACAUGUUUCAACCGUCUGGACCUGCCUCCGUAUAAGAGUUUGGAGAUGCUGCAGCAGAAGCUCACGAUUGCCGUCGAGGAGACGAUGGGUUUCGGCCAGGAAUAA
Colletotrichum karsti is the source of this 2448-nucleotide messenger RNA. Its product is annotated as ubiquitin-protein ligase. The transcript has 7 exons. The record is from RefSeq and is a predicted model, not a curated record. NCBI's taxonomy places the organism in Eukaryota, Fungi, Ascomycota, Sordariomycetes, Glomerellales, Glomerellaceae. Gene Ontology annotation, molecular function: protein binding; ubiquitin protein ligase activity. Gene Ontology annotation, biological process: ubiquitin-dependent protein catabolic process. Bases 1 to 2448 code for a protein of 815 amino acids.